Molecule: messenger RNA, 3425 nt
Organism: Hippocampus zosterae (dwarf seahorse)
Lineage: Eukaryota; Metazoa; Chordata; Actinopteri; Syngnathiformes; Syngnathidae
Gene: galnt14
Product: UDP-N-acetyl-alpha-D-galactosamine:polypeptide N-acetylgalactosaminyltransferase 14 (GalNAc-T14)
Exons: 15
Coding region: 171-1949 (592 amino acids)
Cellular component (GO): Golgi apparatus
Source: RefSeq, a predicted model, not a curated record
UCGCCAGAGUUGAAGGAAGGACCAAGUGGCGAGCGCUCGCUUGUUCCUCCUUUUGUCGGCGCGCUGAGGACCGAGGGCAGGAUGAGCGCGAGGUGGCGGCGGCGUGGUGCUCGGACUUCCUCGGAUUGGCUUCCGGGGGGCGGCUGUCAACGCCGCUUCAGUGACCGGGAAUGAAGCGCGUGUGUCGGCGUGCGUCGGUGGCCGCGGCGGUGCUGGUGUGGCUCGGGGCGCUCGUGUACCUUCUGGUGCUCAGCCGCAGGAGGCAGCCCGAAUUUGGGGGGGGCCCCGGCGCCGGGCGCGUCAGUGUCGGGUACGGAGCGAGACCUGGAGCGGGGCAAACUAAACAGAUGUCGGACAGCGAGUGGGACGACCUGCUGGACGGCUUCGACGAGCGCGGCUAUCUGAGCGCCCGACGCUGGCAUCCCGGCGACGACCCGUACACGCGCUACGCCUUCAACCAGCGGGAGAGCGAACGUGUCCCCAGCAAUCGAGCGCUCGCUGACACGCGCCACCACAGGUGCAGCUCGUUGCGCUACGACGCCAAGCUCCCCCCGACUUCCAUCAUCAUCACCUUUCACAACGAGGCACGCUCCACCUUGCUGCGCACCGUCAGGAGUGUGUUAAACAGAACUCCUGUUCAUCUCAUCCAUGAGAUCAUUCUGGUGGACGACUUCAGCGAUGAUGGCAGCGACUGUCAGCUUCUCACCAAAUUGCCCAAAGUCAAAUGUCUACACAACAACAAGAGAGAAGGUCUGAUCCGGUCUCGGGUCUUCGGCGCCGAUGCAGCCAGCGCGAAGGUCUUGGCCUUCCUGGACAGCCACUGCGAGGUCAACAAGGACUGGCUGCCGCCCCUCCUUCACAGGAUCCAGCAGGACCCGACCAGGGUGGUGAGCCCCGUCAUUGACAUCAUCAAUAUGGACACCUUUGCCUACGUGGCCGCGUCGGCUGAUCUACGAGGAGGUUUUGACUGGAGUCUUCAUUUCAAGUGGGAGGGCCUAUCACCUGAGGAGAGGGAUCGCCGCACCGACCCCACCCUGCCAAUCAAGACGCCCAUCAUCGCCGGCGGCCUAUUUGUGAUCGACAGCUCGUGGUUCAAGCACCUGGGCAAGUACGACACGGCCAUGGACAUCUGGGGCGGCGAGAACUUUGGUGAGUCAUUUUCCCACACGCGCACCAAUCAAACAAAGAUCUCCUUCCGGGUGUGGCAGUGUGGCGGAAGCUUGGAGAUCAUUCCGUGUAGCCGCGUGGGUCACGUAUUCCGGAAGAAACAUCCCUAUGUCUUCCCGGAGGGCAGCGCCAACACGUACAUCAAGAACACGCGGCGCACCGCUGAGGUUUGGAUGGACGACUUUCGCCUCUUCUAUUACUCGGCUCGGCCGGCAGCUCGAGGAAAAUCGUACGGAGACAGCAUCGGAGGCCGCCUGGAGUUGAGGCGCAAGCUCAAGUGCAAACCUUUCAAGUGGUACCUGGAGCAUGUCUACCCGCAACUCAAGGUCCCCGACGACUCGGACUGGCAGUACGGCCCGAUCCGACAGCGGCACAACUGCUUGGAGUCUCGCCGCGUGGACGGCCAGGAGACACCCGUCCUCAUGUUGGCGCCAUGCGUGGAGCGGGACGGUGGCCGCGCACGCAACCAGGAGUGGAUCUACACUGCGGGCCAGCAGAUCCGACAGCAGCGUGACGCCGACGCCGCCGAUGACCCCGACGCCCACAAAUGCGUGUCGGUCACCGCCACCUUCCCGGCCUCGCAGAUUCUGCUGUUGCCCUGCCACGCGGACGACGCCAAACAGCGCUGGCAGAAGUCGGGCACGCACCUUGAGCACGUGGCAUCUCGUUUCUGCCUGGACUCGGCCAUGGCGCUGGACGGGCUGGACUCGUCUCGCAUGCUGGUCAUCGGCCCAUGUGAGCCGGGCGCCUCCACGCAGCGCUGGGACGUCCCUUUCUCCUGACCCGCCAGCCGGAAGCUCGCCCCAGCAAGCCUGUGGGACGCCCAACUGCAAAUUCCAUAUCUUGCUCAAGGUCAACAUUACCGCAUACUCUGGUCUCGUACCACCAACCUUCGGGUUCGGAGGUGACCUUCUCCGACCCCCUGCGCCGUGACGGCUUUGUGGACAAGAGACACCAAGUGCACCUUAGAAUUCUACUCGUCUAUUUAUUUCAUUGGUUGGCACAACAUUAGAUACAUUUCAGAGGAGUUUGCAUGUUUUUCUCCGGUCACUCCAGUUUCCUCCAACAUUCCAAAAACAUGCAUGCUAGGUUGACUGAACGCUCUAAAUGGUCCCUAGGUGUGAUUACCAGUGUGAAUGUAUGUUUGUCUCUGUGUGCCCUAUGAUUGGUUGGCAAUCAGUUCAAGGUGUACCUCGCCUACUACCCAAAGAGGCUGGGAAAGGCUCCAGCAUGCCCUUGACCCUCGUGAGGAGAAACGGCUCAGAUAAUGGAUGCACUGAUACGUGUUUGUUUCAUGUUGACUCUCUUGUAAGUAAAUGAGGCAACUAAAAUGUGAGAGAUAAUUUGUCCCCGGGGUGCAGUCCAAGGCGGGUGUCGCUGAAGUUGUGUCUGGUGUAUUUAUGUAUUGUGGCACAAAGCACACGUCAUCUUGUUGUUGUCUGUUAACGUGCACAUCUCAGCAUGACAACUAAUUUCAAGUAUAUUCUGUUUUAAUUGGAGAGCGGGUAGCGUUUCUGUUGGCUUCUUUUUUGCUGCAGGAUGAGAGCACCACCUAGUGGUACCAAAGCUUAAUUGCGACUCACCUGCUUGCUGUGUUGUCUGCUCACCCACAACGCACGCACGCACACAACUACAGAAUAGGGCUGGGUAGUGUGGCCAUAUUUUUUUCUUCUCGCCACAAAGCCCUAAUUGUCGAUUUUAAUUCAUUUUUACCCCAUCGCUACAAAUAUAUACAAAUGAUAAUUACAUUAUUCAUAACUACUUUUGCUUUGUUCUCCCAGAGUUGUUAAAUACUGGAAAAGCACAAAAAGGAAUUAUCGCUAGUUUGACAACAGUGACUUUUGUAAACUACCCCUUUAAAACACGGAAAGCAAUGAAAAUCGCUCCUAAAAAUAGUCCUCGUAAAUAAAAUGGAAUUAAUCAAUUAACUCAAUUCCGACACACACACACAAAAUCGAGUCCUCAACGUUCUAAAGUCGAGGUUACCCUUCCAAGAUGGCGACCAGCGUAACCAAACUCAUAUUGGCUGUUGCACGUAGAGAUUGGCGAAGCACGUGCUGCUUUUGUACAAGACGCGUGGACUGAGGGAGAAAGAAAAGAUUGCUCUGCAUGUUUGUAUCACGCACACAUUUUCGAGUUUGAUGAGCUGUCUUGCCACAUUUUAGUGUGUAACAGUUGAGCGAAUGGAAGUGUGUUCGUCGAUCUAGAAGAUUAUUUUCUAGCUUAUUUUCAUCACAAUAAAGUUUUAUAACGACCGA